Molecule: messenger RNA, 1993 nt
Organism: Paramacrobiotus metropolitanus
Lineage: Eukaryota; Metazoa; Tardigrada; Eutardigrada; Parachela; Macrobiotidae
Product: dnaJ homolog subfamily C member 27-like
Exons: 8
Coding region: 923-1753 (276 amino acids)
Molecular function (GO): GTP binding; GTPase activity
Source: RefSeq, a predicted model, not a curated record
CCAUAUUCUGUUGGAAAGAUGCUGUUGGAUUGGUUAUUCUGUUUUAGUUUCUCUUGGACGCACGCGAACUUUGGCUUUAAAAUUUAUUUUGACAGUGCCACUGUCUUGCACCAAGGGAAGGCGGCACCGACUAUUAACAACUUACAGUAGAUGCUUGAUGUACGGCGUCAAGUGAACGUGAACAGCACUCGUACUCAGCGACAAGUCCGCUUGAACGCCAAUCGACGGUGAAGGAUAUGCGAUGUCAGCUGGAUUAAUCCAACCAACACAGGACACUGCCAACAAGAUGCGCAUUAGCAGGCUAAAUCAGGCAAAAAUUAAAAGAUUUUUUACGAUCCUGAUUUGAGGGAUGUCAAAUUGGUAUCACAGAAAAGGGCAUUUGCCAAGCUAUUCUUUCUCGACAUGUGUAGAAUUGCGCAUCCAAGGCAAAAAUUGUAGAGUACCUACUGCAAAACGGUUAAGCGAUCUGGACUGAGCGAUCUGCGAUAUAUUUAAGAGUUGGAACUGACAGUUCCCUACGACGAGGGACAGGACUGUUAAUCCCAUCUGUAGUUGUAUAGCAUUCGUCCUCGCUUCUGUACGUGACCUUUACUCUUAGGAGAUCAGUGUAUGUUUGUUCAGCUGUGUUUCCGCCUUUACGUCUCCAUUGUACUCAUGACUGCAUUCGUUCAGAAAACGAUUCGUCGGAGCGGUCGGAUUCUAUUUUUUUGAGUUAUUACGAAUAAUAUUUGGAGACGGUCAAAACAGCUUCCACGUGCUUCUUGCCCAACUGAAAAUUAUUUAGCAGAAUUAGCGCUAAAAUUCGAAGAAACAGGAGCACAAGCUUCCCCGUCAUUUGGCGAAAGAAUUAUUAAUCUGUACGGCAAAUAGUGAUCCAUUUGUAUUGAUUUCUUCCAUUUGUACUUCGAACCGGCUGUGAAUAAUGAAGAGAGGGACACUUGUUCCCGAAACGGCGAUUGCGGUGUGUGGAAUGGCCGGUGUAGGAAAGACCAGUCUUCUCCGCGAGAUGCAGGAUCCCGGCCAGCGCUGCGUAGAACAGUGCAACAAUUCGACAUGGGUGUGUGACGUUGUCGUUCUCGCCAGUGGGUUUGUAACUUUAGGAUCUGCGGGGCAGGUGACCUUUUACGACCUGGCCGGUUCGCCGGGCUUCUUGACCGGACGGAUAGCGGUAUACGCUCAUGCCUUUCAGCAGAUACGCGGAAUCAUCUUUGUCUUCGAUAUUGCCGAGCGGCGCUCCUUUGACGCACUGGAGACCUGGUACAGGGAAUUGGAUACUGUCUUCCCCUUGCACGACCGCAACUUUGUCAAAAUACUCGUGGGAAAUAAGCUGGAUCGACAGAUGUUGAGCACCAGUGUGAAAGAGAUGGAGAACUGGGCGGACGCUCGUGGAUUUCGUAUUUGUCUGACUGCGGCCGUUGAUGGGCGGGGCGUCAGCGAGAUCUGCCCGUUUGUGUUAUCCGCAUUGGAGGAAUCCAUACCUCUUGACAAUAAUUCAGCUGGAGAAGGGCAAACCGCCAAACACGAGGUUACCCCGGAACAAGUGUUCUCUGUCUACCGACUGCUUAAUGGAGAGAACGAUUGGGAGCGACUGGGGGUCCCGGUUAAUUCCAAUAUGUCGCUUAUAACGAAAGCCUAUCGAAAGAUCGCCGCGCAGAUUCACCCUGACAAAUGUCCACUGAACCGCAGCGAAGACGCCUUUAAACUGCUCAGCACAAGCAAGGACGCCUUAGCUGCACAAAUGCAAAAGCCAUAAACGCUAUCAAAGACUCGUAGUUUGCCGGUUCUAAAUCAUCGGUUUAGAAGACUCGUUGUUUAGCAAAAUUUCGUGGUACCGAAGUCAUCAUCUAAUAAAUUAGAACCAGUGAUGUAUUUUGUAUUUUAAUUUACGUACUUGUAUUUGUCAUCUAAAGCCUUCCACGCACUUGAAAACCGGCAGUGUGGACUCAAGCCAUUUUUAUAUGUAGCGUUUGCCGUUUUACUUCUAGAACAUACA